GUCAUCCAAGCGCUGAAGCCCAAGCCCACCCUGGCCGAACUAAAACCCAUCGCAAAGAUCACACAUCCAUCGCCGCCGCCGUCGCCAUGGCCGCCGCCGAGGACGACGACAGCGACGUCAUCCUCCUUGCCCACCAGCUCCCCGUCGACAUGGACGGCCCCGACGAGGGCCGCCUCGCCCAUCUCCUCCCCCCGCUCCACCGCGCCCCUCCCCCUCCCCCGCCUCCCCCAUUCCGCCCGCCUCCCCCACCCCAAGCCGUCGCCUCCGCCGAGCACCGCCUCUCCUUCCGCGGCUGGCUCGGCGCCCCGCGUCACUGGGACCUCUGGGUCGCCAAGCUGCGCCCGCUCCAUGCCCCACUCUGGCGCCGCCUCGGCAUCCACGACGCCGUCCUCACCUCCACCUACAGGAUCAAGCCCGACGCCUCCCUCGUCCUCCACCUUGCCUCCUUCUGGUGCCCUGCCACCUCCACCUUCGCCUUCCCCUGGGGCGAGGCCACCCUCACCCUGCACGACGCCGCCCUCAUCGCCGGGCUCCCCGCCACCGGCUCCCCUGUCCCGGCGCCGCUCCAGCCCGAAUGGCGCCCCGACGAGGCCGCGCUCAACGGGGUGCGCCUCGGCUUCAACCGCAGCGCCUGCAAAAAGGCGCACCUCUCCGCCUGGAUCAAGCACUUCCUCACCGAUCACAACGACCCCGUUCUCGAGCACGCUGCCUUCCUCGCGCUCUGGCUCACGCGCUUCGUGCUCCCGGGCCAGCCGGAGUCCACCAUGCGCCAGGCUGUCUUCCCCAUCGCCGUCCGCCUCGCGCGCGGCGAGCGCGUCGCGCUCGCGCCCGCCGUGCUUGCCUCCCUCUACAGGGACCUGCGAGACAUCAAGGCAUUCCUUGUCGCCGCGGGUGCUGCCGCCACAACCGGCAAUGCUGAUAUGCUAUCUUCCUUAUCCCUCUACUCGCCCCUCUACAUUCUUCAUCUCUGGAUAUGGGAGCGCUUCCCUGCGCUCAGGCCUGGAAGGGAGAACCCUCAGGGCGAUGGUGAGCCUAUGGCUGCUCGCUGGCAUGAUCUACACAGAAAGGUCAGCCCGACACUCAUACGUGAGGUCCUCAGUUCAAGGGACAACUUUCUAUGGCAACUUCCUUAUGCCGCCUCUCUCAAGAAGUACAGCGGCUGGGUUUGCAGCAGCGAUCUCACCGGAAAUGAUCAACUGAGAUUGCUGGCACACUGCUUGCGGCCGUGUGAGCUUGUGGGGAUGGAUUGCAUUGAGCAAUACCUCCCGCACCGUAUUGCAAGGCAGUUUGGACUGGACCAAGAUGUGCCUAUGGAUGUUCGCCGUGCCAAUCAGGAUUGGGUGGUUGCUUGGCAGACCUAUGAACUGGAGGGGAAGAAUGUGAGUUUAUUCAUUCCACAGUCUGAACCUGGGGUCACAGCGCGGUACGCACAGUGGUGGAGGCAGCAAUUACCACCUUCUGAUCUUCAUGCAGGGGCACCAAGCAUUUCUGUGGAGUCGAAGAUUUCUAAGCGCAAGGUUAAAAAGACCCCAGCGGCCAUGGAAGCUGAGGCAGAGAAGGAGCGAAGGAUGAAGAAGGUCCGUGUCUCACCUAGUGACAAAAAACGCAGGCUUGAAGAGUUGUAUGAUCCAAAGUUCUCAGGUUGGCUUGCAGCUGGAAGGAGUGGAAUAAGUGAUGCUGCUGGCGGCAGCUGCAAAAAGGGAUACUUGCAGAAAUAUGACAUGGAAUCAGAUGAGGCGUUGUUGCCUAAUGUUGGAGCUACCAAUGAUGAUGUUGUGCUACUUCUGCCAAGGAUGCAAACACCAAAUCCUGUUGUAUUUGUGCCCAAGAAGUAUGAUAUCAUGAAUACGGCUUUAGGUGAUGGAGGAAACUCCAUAGUAGAUAUGCCCCCAGAAACCUCCAAUGAUGAACUUGAAAGAGAUGCUACUGCAAUGCAGAAGGAGGAAAAACUUAAUAAUAAUAAUCCUGUAGACUCGUCUCUUGAUAUCACAAAUAAGCCAGAAGGAGACACGGUGGCAAUGAAGUUGGAGAAGGAAACUAUGGAAAUUUCUGUAGUCAGGUCUGUUGGUACCACAGAUAGGCCAGAAGAAGGAGCUACUGUGGUAAUGGAGUUGGAGAAGGAAGCUAUGGAAACACAUCAUAUUCCUGAAGACGAUACUACAAAAGUUCCUCAAUCUGGGUAUGAAAAGUAUACUAUGGUAAUGGAGUUGGAGAAGGAAGCUAUGGAAAGACAUAAUAUUCCUGGAGAUGAUACUACAAAAAUUCCUCAAUUAGAGUAUGAAAAGUUAAGAGAUGAAACACCAAUAGAGGAAGAUGCUGAGGAAAAGCCCUGUGCAGAUGGCAAGGAUCUAGCAGAGAAAGAUGUAGAUGAGUCCACGGAGGUUUACAAAGUAAAACAAGCCGAAUGGGAGGCACACAACUUGUUAACGGAGAAAGAUGGUGAUAAUAUUACUGAUGCUCUUGGAGAGGGAUAUGACUUGUUAGUGGAGAAAGACUGUGAUAAUAUUACUGAUGCUCUUGCAGUAGAACAAGCAGCAGAAGGACAAUCCACAUCAUUGACAGAGGAAGGUACACACGGCCAUGUUGAGGAAAUUACUCUAGUGGAGCAGGUGGAUGGACAAAGCGAGGGGGCUACAAAGAUAGCAACAGAGUGCAUCCCUGAAGAAAUCGCUCAGGCACAUGAAAAGGAAUCUGAUAACGAUAUGAUGAUAUAUUCCAAGAAUUCAGCCAAUGGUGAGACGCCAUGUAGUUCAGCUCCUGUACAAUUAAAAGGAGGCACGAUGGCGAAGCAAUGCAAUCAGAAUGUUGAGCUGAAUAAUCAGAGGGAACUGUCAUCUGAUGCAGCUGCUAUGAAGGUUGAAGGAGUAUAUGACCACAAAACCACGGAUAUGCAUGAGGAAACAGCUCUGACACGGAAACAUGACCACAAAAUCAUAGGUGAGAACAGGGCGACAUCAAUAUUGGAAGGAAGCCAUAUGCUGGAUAGUGGAGUGAAAUCUGAUUCGAUUGCUUUGGAGGUUGAUGAAAUUCACACUGCAGGUGGAUUACAAAACAAGGAAAUUUCAGACUUGGACAAGGAAAUGGCUCCGAAACAGAAACAGGACGACAUAAUCAUAUGGGAGAACAAGGAGACAAUGGUUUCGGAAGGCAGCCAUAUGCUAGAUAGCAGAGUGAAAUCCAAUUUGGUCACUUUGAAGAAUGAUGAAACUCAUGCUGGAGGAGGAAUUCCAAACCAGGAAAGUUUGGGCUUGGACAAGGUGGUGCAGGAAAUGGCUCUGAAACAAAAACAGGACCACAUAAUCGAAUGUGAGAACAAGGAGACAACAGAACUGCGAGGCAUCCUUAUGCUAGAUAACGGAAUGAAGCCCGAUUUGGUCAUUUUGGAUGUUGACGAAACUGCUCCUGCAGAAGGAAAUGAAAACCAGGAUAUUUCGGAUUUCAACAAGCAACAAGGAAUGAAUGGAACACAGGAUCUUGUAACUGUAAUUGAGAACAAUGAAGUUAAUAUUUCAGAGGGUGAAGAUAUUCCUGUUUGCAGUGGAUAUCAAAUCAGACCUGCAAUUGAGAACAACAAAAUGAAUAUGUCAGAAGAUGCACGUAUUCCUGAUUGCAGUGAACAUCGAAUUGAUCCAACAGGUAUAGAGGUUAAUGAGGUUGAGUCUACCAAAAAACUACAGAACCAAGAACUUUUGGACAAUAAAGAACAACUAGCAGUGGAGGAAGGACAACAUCUAGGAACUACAAUUGAAAACAACGAAAUGAAUUUGCCAAAUGAAGCAAAUGUUCUUGUUUGUGGUGAAAACCAAAUCAAUUCAACUGGUACAGAUGUUAUUGAGGUCAAAUCUACCAAUGGUAUACAGAACCAAGAUCUUUUGGACAAUAAAGAAGUGAGUCUACCUGCAAGUAUACAGGACCAAGAACUUUUGGACAACAAAGAAGACCAGAUAACAGAGAAAAGAAUGGAGUUGAAAAUCGCGUAUGAAAGUGGUGUAUCCUUGGAAGAGGCCUAUAAACUUGGUGAUGGAGUGGAUACCUGUGCGGUUGCUGUGAAUGUUAGUGUUUCAAUGCAGAACAAGGAAACUUGUACCAUUGAGCUGGCAAUAGAGGACAAGCAACACCAUGAAGUUGAACAUGUGAAUGAGGAGAGGAUUUUGGAAGAUACAGUUAUGAUAGAUAGCGGUGGAUUGAAAUCUGAUGCUACUGAUGUGGAGGUUGACAUGGCUGGGUCAAAGGAGGGAACAAUGAACCAGUGUGCUGAAACGGCAAUGCAAGAGAAGCAGGAUCAGGAAAUGGCUGGUGAAGACACCAACAGAGAUGUGGCUGAUAUGAAUGCACUCGAAUGUAGAGUGAAACCUGAUGGAGCUGUUAAAAUGGCUCAUGAGACUCUUCGUACAACAGAAUCUAUUGAUAUAGCAGGGUCUAAAAUUUCUUCCGAGGACAAGGAGAAGGCAGCUUCCUUUGAAGAACACAAUAUAACAGAAGUUUCAGGCUUUGAAUUAAAUCAAACUACAGGGAUGGAGCCUGAAGGAGCACUUCAACUAGAGCCUAAAAACCUUGUAGAAGUGAAACAAGAAAAUUUGGAGAAUGAAACUGGAAGAUCCAUUUUUAAGGAGAAUGAUGAUGUGUCUUGCAAAGAUCAGACCUCAGCAUGCGUUAUGAUUUCUUCUUCAAAUAUUGAUGAUCAAUGUGAGGAUGAUAAUGGAUGGGGUGAAGAAUCGACAAAAAGCUAUGACAAGUUAGCUUCUGAUUCAAUAAACACAGCUUGUCGUCACCCUGUCAAAUUUGGCAAGUCAAGUAAUGAAGAGGUUAAGAGAGCACAUAAUAUCAGAUCUAUGUAUUUAAAGGAUAUUAAAGAAUCGCUGGGAAGAAUUCGUGCUGAACCAUCAAACAGAGUACAGGCCACCAAUUUUGGUUAUCCCUCUAGGCAUGCAGUUCAGGAAUCACACUCAGCUUGCAAGGAGAUCAAAGUGCCUUUGCGUGAUAGUGGAAGGGAUUUCGGAAGAGAUCGCGCACUAGAGUUGGUUGUUACAAGUCCAGCAGAAGAGACUUCUCGAUGGAGACAAGAACAAUAUGCACUUCAAAUUUUAGAAGAUGUGCAAAAUGCUCGAAUUGCUGAGAAAACUAGGAUGGAGAUGGAGAUCAGAGUACUUAAAUCACAAAUUGCUAGCAUGGAGAAACAGGUGAUGAACUUGGAUCACUUCUCUGAGGUGAAGUCCAGAUCAAAAAGGCACUAGCUAUUUGCAGUUCCAAAACAUGCAAGUGCUUGUUUUGCACAACAAAUCCAUGUAGAAUUGUACAGCUUUAGUUUUGCAAAACAAGCACCAAAGCAUGCAAGCUUUGUUUCCCAUCAUCUUCCGAUUUUAGGUCAGAUUGUGUGUUUACUCUGGAGCGAGUUUCAUGUAUCAAUUAACGUUGUAGGGUGGAGGAGGUGAGGAGGGGGAUAUGCCUUUGUGCAUUCUCGAAUAACCCCUGGUCUGUGUAUGGUGCCUGAGUUUUAACAUGCCCAAUUUAAUUUAGUGAUGUACUACAUUAUCAGUGAA
Molecule: messenger RNA, 5540 nt
Organism: Panicum hallii
Lineage: Eukaryota; Viridiplantae; Streptophyta; Magnoliopsida; Poales; Poaceae
Product: putative leucine-rich repeat-containing protein DDB_G0290503
Exons: 9
Coding region: 87-5234 (1715 amino acids)
Biological process (GO): meristem maintenance; meristem development
Source: RefSeq, a predicted model, not a curated record